UGAAAAUACCUCCUGCUCGCCUAUCACAGGUAAUCUCUGUGUUCUUGUGUAGUCGUGGUUUACAGGUAGCAAGUGCAGGCAGCAACCAGUCCCUCCUCACUGGGAUGUGGAGAUCUAUCUGGAGUCACAAUUAAAGGCUACCGAAUGCAUUCCACGACGGGUGACGAAACCCAGCUCCCAGAAUAACAAGCAGGACAACUUUUAAAGUGACUGUUGUUGACCAGUGUCUUCUGUGCAUUUGCGUGGUACGCUCAUGGUGGAUUUUUCUAAAGGACGGUAUAGAUUUUUCUGAAUUACUCUCGGGAAGGACGGACUCUUUCUGAGGUUGAGACAGAUGCCAUAGCAUACAACAGGGUGGCUGUGCGCGUCGCUCCAGUUGGUGUGACUCUGCCAAGACUCUGUGAGGCCGUCCUGAUUGACAGGGAGAAAAUGCUGAAACUAGUGGCCACAGAUGUCUUUAAUUCCAAAAACCUGGCCGUUCAGGCACAAAAGAAGAUCUUGGGUAAAAUGGUAUCCAAAUCCAUCGCUACCACCUUAAUCGAUGACACGAGCAGCGAAGUGCUAGAUGAGCUGUACCGGGUGACCAGGGAGUACACCCAGAAUAAGAAGGAGGCCGAGAAGAUCAUCAAAAACCUCAUCAAAACAGUCCUCAAGUUGGCCAUUCUGUACAGGAAUAAUCAGUUCAAUCAAGAUGAGCUAGCGCUGAUGGAGAAAUUUAAGAAGAAAGUUCAUCAGCUUGCGAUGACCGUGGUCAGUUUCCAUCAGGUGGACUACACCUUUGACCGGAACGUGCUGUCCAGGCUGCUGAACGAAUGCAGAGAGUUGCUGCACCAGAUCAUUCAGCGCCACCUCACCGCCAAGUCGCACGGACGGAUUAAUAAUGUCUUUGAUCACUUUUCAGAUUGUGAUUUUCUGGCUGCCUUGUAUAAUCCCUUUGGGAAUUUUAAACCCCACUUAAAAAAACUUUGUGACGGCGUCAACAAAAUGUUGGAUGAAGAGAACAUAUGAGCAUGUGAAUUAAGAUGGUGACUGCUCCUGAUUUAUCUGAAGAUGGAGCACUGUUGGUUUAUGAAGGAAAGAAGAGUUUUUUUGAAGAGUAAACAUAUUUCAGAAAGACUUUGCCCAAUCCAAGUGUCAGACAUUAAUGACAAUGUCUUGUGAAGCUCAUUUUAUUUGAAGAAAAGCAUAUUGCCAAAAGUUGUUAAAUGCUUCUAAGGGUUAACAGAACCUGGGAAAGAUGUGUGGUUGUUUAACGCAAAUGUCAAGUUACACAGAGAAAAAUAUAUGUGGCUCCAAACCUCCACACCUUUUUUAGGGCAGUUGUUGUGUUGGCAGCACAUUGGAUAUUUCUAACAUGUACAGAAUUACGUGUUUUGAUUCACUUUUAUUCCUUACUAUGUAUAUAUACCUCUUUUAAAAAGCCAAGAACUUUCCCUUGCUGUCAUUUCUCCGUUUGAAACCAUUCCAUUUUCAACUCUACCUUUGUUGAACAUUCUUUUGCUAAAUACUUUUGUCAUUGACAUUCAAGAAUUGUCUUUAUUAAGACAUUAAAGAAUUAAGGUAGUCAAAUUGGAACCCUCAGAGAAAUAGAAAACUGCUUCUCUAUUAUAGAAAACAACUGUAUUUGAGGUUAUGAAUAAUGUUUAAUAUCAGAUAUGCUUCUGGAGGUGAGUCCUGGUUUUUAGGACCAACCUGACACUUCCCCAAACAUGAUUAAUUCCCCAGAACGGAAUGGCAUGCCUUUGCUUUGAAAUGCUUGCUGAGGGCUUAGCUUUCAUGUUACCUUGAAAAUGUGCUGAUGGAAUCUCCAUUUUUAAUAUUCAUUUCAAAUGUAAGAGACAAAGAAAACUCUAGAUUGUUCUUGAUAUUAGGGCAAUAAAAAGUACGUGAUAUUAAAACAAUCUUCCUUUUAGAGAUGAGCCCAUCAAAAUAAUUUAGGGGAAUGAGAGGCAAAAGGGAAGAAAGGAUAUUACCACAGAACAUGAGAAUGAAAAUGAAUGCAUUUCAAUGUUUAGUAAGGUUUGAUAGGUAAAUAAAGAAUGCCACUUUUUUAUUUAACUGAAAAGGUUUUUGCUAUUUUUUUAUUUGCUAUUGUGUUAAGUAAACCAGAGUAUUUGCAUUUC
This is a messenger RNA of Myotis davidii, 2123 nucleotides long. RefSeq names its product TNF alpha induced protein 8 (gene TNFAIP8). The record is from RefSeq and is a predicted model, not a curated record. Gene Ontology annotation, cellular component: cytoplasm. Bases 430 to 1008 code for a protein of 192 amino acids. Gene Ontology annotation, biological process: regulation of apoptotic process. The transcript has 2 exons. NCBI's taxonomy places the organism in Eukaryota, Metazoa, Chordata, Mammalia, Chiroptera, Vespertilionidae. Gene Ontology annotation, molecular function: cysteine-type endopeptidase inhibitor activity involved in apoptotic process.